Odontomachus brunneus is the source of this 1389-nucleotide messenger RNA. RefSeq names its product protein phosphatase PTC7 homolog. The record is from RefSeq and is a predicted model, not a curated record. The transcript is spliced from 6 exons. Lineage: Eukaryota; Metazoa; Arthropoda; Insecta; Hymenoptera; Formicidae. Bases 299 to 1234 code for a protein of 311 amino acids.
ACGUGACGGUACGUCGAGUCGGUUGUGAACCCUCUUGCAUGCAUUUCACAAAUAGUGUAGUGAACGAACGAGGAUUGUGAGGGCAAUUACGAAUGAUUUCGCGCUACACGGUCUUUUAGGCUUGACGGUUCUCGUUGAGCGAACUAAACAAGGUGAAAGUGACAAAUAGAGGAGGAGACGAAGGUGCAAGAAGAAGGAUGCACGUCGUGAAUCCGUUGUCGUCCUCGUCAGUGUUGGUGCUAGUUGUGCAAAGGUCGUGAGCCGUUCUAAAGUCUAGCAUUCGGCGUCGUGAAUCGUGAUGCAGUCAAUCUACUGGACCGGUCGGCUGCUGUCGCGAGCGCUUUGGAACAGCAUUGCGAGCUACUCUGCUUGCGGCGCCGAGCAGCAAACGAACGCGGGUUUUGUCGCGAACAACAAGCGCCACGAGGCCUCGUUCAUCUCCGCUGUAUGCGGCUUCCCAAAGGACUUUAAGCGGGGUCGAAUGCGUAGAGGUCAAUUCGGCGACGACGCUUGGUUCAGCGCCAAAUUCAAGGCUGGCGAAGUCAUAGGUGUAGCUGAUGGUGUAGGGGGAUGGCGACAUUAUGGAAUUGAUCCAGGAGAGUUCUCCAGUUGCUUGAUGAAAACUUGUGAGAGGCUAGUUUCUGUGGACAAAUUUGCACCUACAGAACCAGCUGGCUUAUUAGCACGUAGUUACUACGAAUUAUUAGAAAGUAAACAACCAAUAUUAGGUAGUAGCACCGCAUGCGUCAUAGUUCUCAAUAAAGAGACAAGCAGCAUUUACACAGCCAAUAUAGGAGAUAGCGGCUUCGUAGUCGUACGAAGAGGGGAAGUUGUACACCGGUCGUCCGAGCAACAACAUUACUUCAACACUCCUUUCCAAUUAUCGUUGCCACCUCCGGGACACUCUCGCCUGGUGCUUAGUGACAGUCCGGAAUCGGCCGACACUUCAAGUUUCGGCGUCGAGGACGGCGAUGUAAUCCUCUUGGCGACCGAUGGGGUAUUCGACAAUGUGCCUGACCAGUUGCUAGUCACCGAAAUGCGGAAGAUUGAAGGUGAAAGGGACCCGACGAAGAUACAAAACGUCGCUAACUCUAUAGCCUGGAUGGCGCGCAGGUUGGCCUUCGACGGCGAUUUUAUGUCUCCAUUUGCUCAAAGUGCCCAGAAGAACGGGAUUGAUGCAAUAGGUGGUAAGCCGGACGACAUCACGGUGCUUUUAGCAACAGUGGCAAUAUGAUAAAACAAUAAAGGCCGAGUGUACAAUAGAGCCCCGAUAAUCAUUGUAUUAUAGUCCAUGUCAUUGCGUACGUGUAUUCAGUUAUACAUCGUUGAUAUCCUAUUGCGCUUUAAUCAUUUAUUAUUUAAAUCGAAAUAAAUGAUUUUGUAAAAUCA